UCCCGGGACUGGCAGGAGAUAUGCUCCUCGCUCCUGCGCGCUCCUAACGCUGUGCUCCAUUCGUACCAGGGGUCCUCUGCACCCCCUGCAGGCGGGGCAGGAGCGCCCGCGGCACCGCCGUGGCUUGGGUAGUUCCCGACCGGCCCGCCGCCGCCACGUGGCCCGGCCCGGCCGUUCGACACCGGCUCUUCCGGGGGGGGGGGGGGGAGUUGCGGGGGCCGAUCCCGCGGGACCGUGUCCGGAGGCUACCUGUGCCCCCGCAGCACGAGCCACACAGCCAGAUUCUGACCUAGGAACUUGUGACAAAGAAGGUGACUCUGGAGCCCGAAUUUCUGAGGAUGGAAAUCUGCCUAAGACAAUGUCAGAAACACUCACAGUGAUGGAGCCCCCUGCCACUGAGUCUCAGGCACUCCCCGAACCCGGAUUAGGGGAGCUGUUAGGAAACCCAGAAGGGCAGAACCUGCGGAGCUGUCCCCCUCAGGAGGGAGGUUUCAGGCAGGUGACAGUUACCCACUGGAAGAUCCAAGCAGGAGAGACAGCUCGGGUGGGCAGUAAAUCAGGAGAAAGCCCAGUUCUGAGCUCAAACCUCCUCCUCCUCCAGAGAGAGCUUGUGGAACGGGAAGCCCACCAGUGUGAGACUUGCGGCCAGACCUUCCCAUUUAACUCAGACCUUGUAGGACAUCAGAUUGCUCAUUCUGGGGAGAAAUCUUGCAGGUGUGAGGAGUGUGGGAAAAGCUUCAGCCAGAGCUCCCACCUUGCUGAGCAUCAGAGAGCUCACACUGGAGAAAGACUCUAUGUGUGCAACAUGUGUGGGAAGGACUUCGUUCACUACGCAGAACUCGCUGAGCACCAGAGGGCACAUGUGGGAGGAAAGCCGUUCCGAUGCGUGCAGUGUGGGAGAGCCUUCCAUCACAGCUCAGACCUGGUUCGGCACCAGCGAGUUCACACCCGGGAGAGGCCUUUCGAAUGUAAGGAGUGUGGGAAAGGCUUCAGUCAGAGCUCCUUGCUUAUUCGCCAUCAGAGAAUUCACACAGGAGAAAGACCCUAUGAAUGUAACGAAUGUGGAAAGUCCUUCAUUAGGAGCUCAAGCCUUAUUCGACAUUAUCAGAUCCACACAGAGGUGAAACAGUAUGAAUGUAAGGAGUGUGGGAAGGCUUUCCGUCACCGCUCAGACCUCAUUGAACAUCAGAGAAUUCACACUGGAGAGAGGCCCUUUGAAUGUAACGAGUGUGGGAAAGCCUUCAUUCGAAGCUCAAAGCUUAUUCAGCAUCAGCGAAUCCAUACUGGGGAAAGGCCUUAUGUAUGCAAUGAGUGUGGGAAGCGUUUCAGCCAGACGUCAAACUUUACUCAGCAUCAGAGAAUUCACACUGGAGAGAAACUCUAUGAAUGUAAUGAAUGUGGGAAGGCUUUCUUUCUGAGUUCGUACCUUAUUCGACACCAGAAAAUCCACACUGGAGAGAGAGUGUAUGAAUGUAAGGAAUGUGGGAAAGCCUUUCUCCAGAAAGCCCAUCUCACUGAGCAUCAGAAAAUCCACACUGGGGAUAGGCCCUUUGAAUGUAAGGACUGUGGGAAAGCUUUCAUUCAGAGCUCCAAACUGCUUCUUCAUCAGAUUAUUCAUACUGGAGAGAAGCCCUAUGUAUGUAGUUAUUGUGGGAAAGGCUUUAUUCAGAGGUCAAACUUCCUUCAACACCAGAAAAUUCAUACUGAAGAGAAACUCUAUGAAUGUAGUCAGUAUGGGAAAGAUUUCAGCUCGACCCCAAACUUUAAAAAUAAUCAAAGUGUUCACCAGGAGGGACUUCCCUUGAAUAAGACCACCAUACAUUUGGGUGAGAAGUCUGCAGGUCACGGGGAAUGUACAGCUGACUUAUAAAAUAGCCAUCCUCCAACUCAAGUGGGUGAUGUUUAGAAGGGAGCGGCACGAGUUCACAUGAUUCCGUUCAUGUGAUUUGGGAUGUGUCAGCAUUGUCCAAAGUCUUAGGCAGGGCUGCUUUCAGAGUGGGCUGUCCCCUACUGCCGUGCAGCGGUGCUGGGCUGCUGUCCUCAGCUAGGAAUGUGUGACCUCAGGAGAGCCACGAGACCGCACAAGUGACUCUGGGCUGGAACAGUGCUGGGGGAGGAGCUAGGUCUCAGAGAAGGUUCUGUAUUUUAUU
Molecule: messenger RNA, 2150 nt
Organism: Prionailurus viverrinus (fishing cat)
Lineage: Eukaryota; Metazoa; Chordata; Mammalia; Carnivora; Felidae
Gene: ZNF623
Product: zinc finger protein 623
Exons: 2
Coding region: 359-1870 (503 amino acids)
Biological process (GO): regulation of transcription by RNA polymerase II
Cellular component (GO): nucleus
Molecular function (GO): RNA polymerase II transcription regulatory region sequence-specific DNA binding; DNA-binding transcription factor activity, RNA polymerase II-specific
Source: RefSeq, a predicted model, not a curated record